Messenger RNA from Pollicipes pollicipes, 2317 nucleotides. Its product is annotated as G protein-activated inward rectifier potassium channel 3-like. Gene Ontology annotation, biological process: potassium ion import across plasma membrane; regulation of monoatomic ion transmembrane transport. Gene Ontology annotation, molecular function: inward rectifier potassium channel activity. NCBI's taxonomy places the organism in Eukaryota, Metazoa, Arthropoda, Thecostraca, Pollicipedomorpha, Pollicipedidae. The record is from RefSeq and is a predicted model, not a curated record. Gene Ontology annotation, cellular component: plasma membrane.
GCUGGCUCGCGGCGCGCGCGGGAACCAACGGGCCUGUCCCGGGACAGCCGUGCCCCUCCCCUGCCGCUGACGUCACAGCGAGUCGAGGGGAUGCCGUCGGGGGCAGAGGUGACGCCGCCGGGACCCGAUGACGGCGACUGGUCGGCCCGGCGUCUGCUGCAGCCGCCAGAGCUGGACCGGGAGCCGGAGCAGGAGCUGGAGCAAAACAGCGCCAGCGGCCAGGGAAGCCUACGCCUGCCCGACGGCGUAAAGCACGUGCCGUUCUCGGGCCUGAACAUUUCUUCAGGCGUCAAUGGCGUCACAUACCAGCACACGGUCGGUGGGUUCGACAGCACCGGCGACACGCCCGUCAUCAGGGUGCGCAACCGGAUGAGCACGCGCAAGCUGCGCAAGCGGGUCGUUUUUAAGAACGGAGACCUGAACGUGGUACAGGGCAACCUCUCGAAGCGGAGGCGGCGCUACUUAGCCGACAUCGUCACCACGCUGGUGGACAUCAAAUGGCGCUGGACGCUGCUCAUCUUCAGCCUCAGCUUCGUCCUCAGCUGGCUGCUCUUUGCCGUACUCUGGUGGCUGAUCGGCAUCGCGCAUGGCGACUUCGAGAAGGACAACAUCGAGGACCCCGACUGGCACCCCUGCGUGCUCAACGUCAAGGACUUCACCGGCUGCUUCCUCUUCAGCCUGGAGACGCAGCACACGAUCGGCUACGGCUACCGCUACAUCUCGGACCAGUGCACGGAGGCGGUGAUCCUGCUCUGCGUGCAGAGCAUCGUCGGCCUCGUCAUCCAGGCGCUGAUGGUCAGCAUCGUGUUCGCGAAGCUGGCCCGGCCGAAGAAAAGGGCGCAGACGCUGCUGUUCUCGCGCAGCGCCGUCAUCUGCCAGCGCGACGGCAGGCUCUGCCUCAUGUUCAGGCUGGGCAACAUGCGCACCUCGUCGCUGAUCGGCGCCACGGCGCGCGGCCAGAUCAUCCGGAAACGGGUCACCCGAGAGGGCGAGACCCUCCAGUUCGACAUGGAGGAGCUCAACCUCGGUCCUGACGACGGCCAAGACAGCAUCCUCUUCAUCUGGCCGCUGAACGUGGUACACACGAUUGACGAGCGCUCGCCGCUGUACCACAUGUCAGCCGAGGACCUGCUGCACAAGGAGCGUUUCGAGAUCGUAGUUAUGUUGGAGGGCACCACCGAGUCCACAGCCAUGACGACCCAGGCGCGCAGCAGCUACAUCCCCAGUGAGAUCCUCUGGGGCCACAGAUUCGAGCCCAUUAUCAACUUCAAGAAGGACACGGGCACCUAUUCGGUGGACUACAGCCGCUUCAACAGCACGUACCAGGUGGACACGCCGCUGUGCAGCGCCGCAGAGCUGGACCAGUUCCGGCGUCAGCAGACAGAGAGCGCCCAAAGUACGAGCGUGGGAACACUACAGCUGCGGACCAUGACCUCCAGCGCCGGCUUCAACAACUUCGACAUCCUGCGGCAGCAGGCCGAGCAGCGCCUGCAGCCGGAGGAUCAGUGGGACCCGGAGAAGGCCAAGCAGCGGUAACGCCUGCCUGACGACCCGUAGCGCCGCUGGCUCCGGUGUGCGGCGUCGAGCCCGCUGGCUCCGCUGUGCGGUGUCGAGCCCGCUGGCUCCGGUGUGCGGUGUCGAGCCCGCUGGCUCCGGUGUGCGGUGUCGAGCCCGCUGGCUCCGGUGUGCGGUGUCGAGCCCACAGACUACGGUGUGAGGUGUUGAGCCCGCUGACUCCAGUGUGCCGUGUUGAGCUCGCUGACUCCGGUGUGCGGUUUGGAGGAUGGGGUGGAGCCAGCACGCGAGUUCGAUGUGCGGGAUGAGGAUGACAAGCUGUCACAAGUGGGUUUUGUCCUCAUUUCCGGCGGAUGGGUGGCGUGAUGUAUUGACGAUAGGGACGAUAGUGUCCACAUGCAGGCAUCACUGCGCUGCAUGCUUCCGUAUCGUUCACGCCCUCGCCAUUGCACCAUUGAGACGACGUUUAUAUCGACACGCGACCACGAGAGCGUGCUUAUAUUUGUGUGCCACGAAAAAGGCCUCCGCCAUGGCCGUGUGUUUCCAUGUGUGCUUUUCGAGGGGCGGCAUCCGUUGAAGUUGAGCGUGCGUCGUGCCUUGCUUUACGUGGAGAGCCGCCUGUGGGCACUGCGUAAUGGCAGCCUACGGCUCAGCACUACUGUGGUGUACAAGGAUCAGUAGGAUACACAUUCCAGAAAACGUUUUGUCGAAACCUCGGCGGCUGCGAUAGCUGCUUUAAUGAUGACAUCGGUGAUCAGGACAUAUGCAAUGGUACAGUAGAAUAAUACAACGCCAUAAUCGA